AUGAACAUGAAGAGGAGCCAAAUCUCUGACAACCUCGAAAAGGGGAGCGCCGGUACCGGCCAACGACACAAAAGCUCUGAUGGUUCUCUUCAUCGUUCCAAGCGCAUAAAGGCUCGACGCCACGAAGCAACGAUCGACAAGGCUAGCAGAGAUGAACAUGAACCGCAAGAUGAUACUUCGUGGUCCGACGUUCUUGAGGCAGCUCUGAUAUGCAAGCUUGAGCCUGACACCGAUGGGGACUGCGCUGGCAAUGCCUCCCCUGACGAGGACAUUGCCGUCGAGGGAGAUGUCGUCGUCGACGACUCCUCUGACAAAGAUUGCGAUGAGGACAUACAGGAGCAGGAAGGCACGCAAGCCGAAGAGCUGGACGUGCAAGCGGAAUGUGCCUCAGCGGCUUCCGAGCGUGCUCUCAAAUCAUGCGAUGACAUCUUGAGUGCGUUGGAGCGGCUGCCGGAGGACAUCAUCGGCCUUGUAGCGCGGAAGGACGCUGCGCGCCGCCUGGCCACCAAGAAUGAGGAGCGACAGACGACUUUCAUCGUGCGGGGACCCGCUGGUAGCGGCAAAUCCACGCUGAUCAACACGAUCCUCGGUGAGGAGAUCAUGCCGACAUCGAGCAACGAGGCCUGCACCACCGUGCCCACCAAGAUACUGUACAGCUCCGCGCCUGACGAGUACCGCGCCGAGAUCCAAUUCGUCGCCAAGGACGAGUGGACGGCUGAGCUGCAGGCGUAUUGCACAGCGCGGCGCCAGGAGUCCGACACGUUGCCCAGCAACGGCUCCGCUCCAGCUUCCGCCAUUUCGACGCAGCUGAGGGAUAAGAGCCUCGAACCGUGGGACGCCACGGAAGCACGCUUCUCUCUGGACGCCACUAUUGCCAAGCUCAGCGCCCUGUUUCCCCGUGAGACUUGGGACGACUUCUCCGACCGGCGCUCAUGGACAGCCGCAAAAAUCCUCGCCCUCAAUCCCGCUUUCAAAAAGCCGUUGGGAGUGACCAGGCACGAAACGGCUGCCUGUGCUGGCGAUCUCAGGGAACUGCUGAGCCGCUACGAUGAUCCUCGACGCUGCCGCAUCUGGCCGCUUAUCACCGAGAUCCGAGUCUAUCUUCCCUCGAGCGUCCUCAGGCAUGGCGCUGCUUUGGUCGAUCUGCCAGGCACUGGCGACUGCAAUGCCGCGUGUAACGAAGCCGCUGCUCGAUAUAUACGCGACUACGACUUUAUGUGGGUGUGCCUGGACAUCUGCCGCGCCAAGUCGAACAAGGAGAUGGAAGCAGUCUUUGCCGACCUCAGCGACGAGCAGCUGCAGAGCGGAAGAGGAAGGAUCUCGUUUGUCCUGACCAAAUGCGAACAAGGCUGCAAGAUCCUCGACAAGGGCAGCAUCAGGCCGAUACACCAAGACGUACCAUCCCUGCUCAACGACCCGGUCUUCAACAAGAAGCAUCGAGAGUACCAGGCAGUUGUCGAAGCGACGAGGCAGAUGCAAAAGCGCGUAGGAGGAUCCGGCCGCGCCCCUCGAAAAGCGACGAAGUCUGCGAUUCUCGAGCUCGAGGCCCUCAGCAACACCAAGAGAGAUUGCCGACGUCAGCUGGCCCGUUUGUACUGCAGGGCUCGCUCAAAGGCAGUCGCAACCGCACUCAUGAAGCGAUACCAUGACUUGACCCACAGACUCGUCCACCAGUCCAACACGACGCAUCAGUCUGCACGACUGAUCUUUACUACAGCGACGGAAGACUUCGAGGCUCUUGGUCUGGGAUACGACACCGUAGCCUCCGAGACCGAAGAUGACACGGAGAUUCCUCAUCUUCAGCAGCUGAUAGAGCGGGCGUGA
Molecule: messenger RNA, 1824 nt
Organism: Pseudozyma flocculosa PF-1
Lineage: Eukaryota; Fungi; Basidiomycota; Ustilaginomycetes; Ustilaginales; Ustilaginaceae
Exons: 1
Coding region: 1-1824 (607 amino acids)
Source: RefSeq, a predicted model, not a curated record